UAUUAUUCUCCCCGCCCAUGACAAUCCAACAAAAUCCAGUACUUUUAUCCCACCACCAUUCCCAUCCCAUUCCUAAAGCUGCAACUCUCUCUCUCUCUCUCUCUCUCUCUCUCUCUUUCUCUCUAGUUAUGUUUCCGGGCAACUUUAUCUUCCUCUAAACGCUGCCAUAUAUAUUUACGUGCGCUCGACAGAGCUGCAUUAUUGCCAUUGGGGGUUUUGUAACUCGGCUUCCGAUCACUUUCAUUCUUGCAUGGCUUCUUCUGGUCGUUGGGUGCGACUCUUAGUUUUUUAUAUCUUGGUUGAGGUGAUAUGGUUCCUCUUCAACGUUGGGUGCGUCGACAGUGCAAAUAAUAUCGCAGAGAAGAACUUGAAAGUCGGUAACAUUUCAAAAGUGGAAGAUGCUGUCAAUUUCCAUAUUUACUACGGCCAGACCUUCAAAGUCAUCAAGAACACCAUUGACGGCAAGAGCUACCUUCUCAUCCAGAAUGAUUCAAGGAUGGCAUCAAGGACAAAAUAUUGCACCUCAAGGAUCAAGUCUUAUGUCAUUCCACUGUCAAACUAUUCCGUUGAUACCGAAUUAUUCCCGGUUUCCUUUUUCGAGCUUCUAGGCUUACUAGGGAGCUUGAAGGGAAUUACGGCAGAUUCCGUGACUUCUCAAUGCGUACUAAAAUUAUAUGAAAGUGGAGAAGUUAAGAUGAUCAACAAGAGUGAGCCGCAACAGCUUGCCCAAUUUGCAGCACACUUUGUCACCGACACUGGUCAUGCACAAGCUUGCAAUUUUGCAUCCUUUGUUCCCUUUGCAGAGGAUACACCUCUGCAGAGGGCCGAGUGGAUCAAGUUUCUGGGAGUCUUUGCAAAUCUUGAAACCACAGCUAAUGACUUCUACAAUGCAGUUAAAGAAAAUUAUUUGUGCUUGGCUAAAGUCGCGGCCAGCAAGAAAUCAUUCAAACCAACAGUAGCUUGGAUUGUGUAUUACGAUGGAGUCUGGUCAUUUACAAAGGAAACAUACAAGUUGAAGUUUACAGAAGAUGCAGGCGGAGAAAAUGUUGACAAAUCCAUCAAUAAGAUGACCUACAACAUCUCUAAUCCUGAUGACUUGGAUGAAUUUCAUGCCAUCCUAUGUACUGUGGAUGUACUUAUCGACGAAACAGAUACUUCUGAUCCGGCGGCCUACUCUUUAUCAACUUUCCUCCAAAAUAUAAAUGUUGAAGAUCACUCUUGUUUUGCCUUUCUUUCAAACCAAAGCUUAUGGAGAUACGAUAAAAGAAUUUACAACUCGACUCUUGAUUGGUUCAACGGAGCGGUCUCUCAACCUCAGUUGGUAUUAGCAGAUCUCAUUGAAGCUUUAUUCCCCACAGGAAAUUACACAACAACACACUUUAGAAACCUUGCAAAGGAAGAAGUUGUAAUAAGCAUUGGUCCAGAAAUGUGUGAUAGGGAUACCUCCACAGCAAUGCAGCCCACAAUAGUAGCUUGCGGAUAAUGCUAAUUCUAUGGUUUCAAAUUUCUUUAAUUUUUCCUCAAGUUGAAGAUAUAAUGCAAUACAGCAAUGUGAUUCUAGUCAUUAAUUUUAGUCUUUAGAUAUAAUUUUUGGCGUACAUAACUGCAUUAUCCUCUGUAAAACGUUUCAGUUUGCUUAUACAUUGAUUUGCUUUGUUA
Juglans microcarpa x Juglans regia is the source of this 1659-nucleotide messenger RNA. RefSeq lists its product as uncharacterized. NCBI's taxonomy places the organism in Eukaryota, Viridiplantae, Streptophyta, Magnoliopsida, Fagales, Juglandaceae. Bases 251 to 1483 code for a protein of 410 amino acids. The record is from RefSeq and is a predicted model, not a curated record. The transcript has 11 exons.